Messenger RNA from Chara braunii, 2742 nucleotides. Lineage: Eukaryota; Viridiplantae; Streptophyta; Charophyceae; Charales; Characeae. The record is from the annotation of a GenBank genome assembly.
CCCGUGCGCCGCCAUCUCGCUCAGAGGCUGACUCGUCUUUCUGUGCCGUACUUCUUUUCGAAUUCUUCGCCCGUAACUCUUUUCGAAUUCAUCGCCCGUACUUGUUUUCGAAUUCGUCCCCAUCUCUCUCUCUCACCCCCCCCCCCUCUCUCUCUCUCUCUCUCUCUCUCUCUCACACACACACACACACACACAUACACAUACACACGCACACAGAGACACGGACAUACGCACACGGACAGAGAGACAGAGCCAAAGAGUCACACUCGCUGCCUCCCUCCCACUACCGGUAGUAACACACUCUCGGAGGCACACGCAGAUAGGCUGCUGGGGAGACUCGGACAAACACACACACAGAGGGACACAUACAGAUAGUUACCAGCGAGCUGAACGGAACCCCAUCACUACCCUACAUUAGAUGCUUAGAUCGGUGAGGUGGCACUCCGGGGUUGUGCGACGAUGCGUGAAGCGCGACGCUUGCGACGUCGUGCGACAGCGCCCCCGGGGCAAACAGCGGCAGCAUGGCUGUAGUAGUACGGCGAAUGUUUCGACUGCAGUCACGGGUCGCCGGACUCAUGAUGGUGGUCCGAGCUGGUACUCAGUGAUGUUUUGAAUUUUCCCUCGCUCACAGACGUUGGCUACAGUAGUGUGAAUCGACGAAGCACAGAACUUGCUCUGGCGGCCAGUUACAUACUACGCGCCUGAACCAGCGAGAGAGCACUUGGGGAGUUGGGAGAGAGGGAGCUAUCUAUCUGCUCAACGCCCCCCUCGCUUCCCCGUUUUCUACGUACUCCCGGCGUGAACGAGCGAGAGAGCACGUGGCUAAGGCAAACACACGCAUUUCAGACACACACGGCGAUCGAGAGAGAGAGAGAGAGAGAGAGAGAGAGAGAGAGAGAGAGAGAUGGCGAGGAAUGCGUUCGAGAUAUACGUAAACGGCCACAAGUAUUUGACGGCAAAUAACCGAGCGGAGAAGAUCGACGACCUUAUAUGUCUUAUUGAGAGGCGAGCCAAGCGCAAUGGCCAUAUAGGAGAAGACGAUAGGAUCGAGAGGCUGCAGAUUAUGACGGCGGAUGGGUCUGACGUGGCGGAGCUUGCGGACGAUAUGACAUUAGGAGACAUUGGAUUGCUGGCCUCUGGGCGUCGGAUAAAUGCAGUUGUGUGGUCCCCACCACCACCUCCACCGCCGGCUUAUCCUGUCAUGCCGAUGCUGCCUAUGCCAACAUUCCCACCUCUUGCGCCGGGUCCGGCUGGUCCUCCUAGUCAGCAGUGUACACCAAAGAAGUCUUGGGUAGACUGGAGCUGGUGCUGGAAAAGGGAUGUUUGCCCCGCCAUUCGUGAGCAGGUGACGCAGGUGUUUCUGAAAACCCAAUUUCGGUUUCGGCACGGGGACACUCUUCACAAGCGCUUUCUCUAAAGUCGAUAACUCCAAUCGGCGAUGCUUAACUGGGUGGUUUAUUUAAGGUUAAGGUCAAGGUCAAGGUCAGAUUACACCCCACUAUAUUUAUAGUGGGGUCAGAUUACACCCCACUAUAUUUAUAGUGGGGUCAGAUUACACCCUACUAUACUGGUUAGCUACUAGUAGCAGGUGUCUGGUAGCAUGCCCGCAUGCUCGAAACACUUUUAGGGCCCUUCUAGGACCCCCCCCUUCCUCCCCUUUUUUUUUUUCUGUUUUUUGGGUUUUAGUUUUUCCCCUGUCAUCAUUUUGUAUAGCACUUCCGCGUCUCGUCGUUCUCAUGACAUCAGCCUCUAACUGAUGGCAUGAGAUUGAAGUUGACAACAACAGGUAAAUGGGAAUCUAGCCAGCCAAGCCUCUCUUCUUCACUUGCUGCGGUGUUGGUGAACAUAGACACAGGGGCUGUCUAGUUCCUUUCGGUUUCGGCAAAAAAAAUGGAACGUGUGUAUAUGUCAUGUGCCCAAGCCCUGUUGCAUUUAUCCAGUCAGCAGGGCUGACUGAAAAUCUGCACGAUAAUCGUCGGUUUGUCCUUUUUGUCCUUCUCCGGAUUCCCCUCUCUCUCCCCAUUUCCUCCUCUCUCCUCCUCUCUCCUCCCAUCUGCCUCCUCUUUUGCCUCACCUGCUGCCUUUUCCAGCGCUUCUGCGUGGGGACCCUCCGUAGCCGAUAACCGUCAUUGUUGGUUCUGGGAGGGGUUACCUACCCCUUGUGCUUUGGCACGAUGUAUCUGGUCCUAAAAACAGGUUGCGUUCUGACCCAAAACUCUUUCGAUUUAUCGAAUCCGGUCUCCGCUCCGGCAUUUGUUGUUAGGGAAUGAUGUCGGUGGCACUUUGCUGUUCGAUCGCGUGCGUCUCCUUGUGGUGUGUGGCAGUUGUGUGGCAAUUGUGUGACUUUCUGCCACAUGGCAUAACGAUAGUUCUUUUGUUCAAUUUUACGGGACUCGUGUUGUGUAUGAGUUUUUCUGUUAACGUUCGAUUAUGGGAAUGGUGUUGUAGUGUCCGUACUUUGGUAAUGGCUCGUAUAGCGGUUGCUGUGCAAAGACAGCAUCUCAUCAGUUAAUGCCGAAGCUGUUGGAGAGGUUGCUUGCUAGAAUUGGAACCAUCAUUGGGGGAUAACGGUGAAUGGAAUUUAUGUUAGGGGGUGGAUACAUGUUUGGGUGGGGGGAUCGGAAGGGUACUAGGUAGAUAGCUGAAGACAAGAUAGAUACCUGCUGAUCUUUGUUGAAGAAAAAGGAUUGCAAUCAUCAUGCGUGCUGUCGCUUCUUGGGCGGGACUGGCAGCAACCACAUC